Pocillopora meandrina is the source of this 9699-nucleotide messenger RNA. The record is from the annotation of a GenBank genome assembly. Lineage: Eukaryota; Metazoa; Cnidaria; Anthozoa; Scleractinia; Pocilloporidae.
CCUCCUUGAUGCCCUUGGAUGGGAUUGUGGUCUGUUUCAGGUAUUUUUGUUCUGUAUUAUCACUAAUUCUUCAUAUACCUUUUAAUGCGAGGCAUUUUCCCACUAGUGGGCGAUGUAUAUCGUUUCGGUUGGGCUUUAAACUCGAUGCAACGGGUUUUUGAAGUGUCGGUAUUAACGAUGAGGUCGGUAGGAUUUAUGCCCUUGAGCUCAUUACGUUAACCGUUCAAUUUCACCAGAGUUUUACUGGCAAAAGAUUGUCAACCAAGAUUGUUGGGGUUUUUCCGUUUUUCAGUUCUUAGGUUCCGUUUUUAGGGUCCGGACAGUGAUGAAGAACCAUAACCGAGAGAGGAAAACAGUUUGAUUCCUUUUUCUCGACCCGGAAAUGUUUAUUUAGAUUUGUUCGAUUUAUUUUAACUUGUGCCUGGUUUGAGCAAGAUUAGUUUCGCUUAGAAAUUGGAAAAGUUUACUGUACAUCUUUGUUAUUGGGAAGAAACUAUCUUGGGUAUAUAAACUGAUAAUCACGAGAGACACACGGCUUGUUUUCGAUUUUAGAGAUUUUGUGUAAAUAAUAAGUGCGUAAAAACUAUUUAAUAUGCAGCUGACAAAUGAACUCAAUUUCCACUUUGUCUCAAAGGUAUUGUUUGUUACCUUCGGAAACAAUAGAGCCAUCACUACUGGUGCUGUCAUGGCGAUUUCUCACGCCAUUUUUCCCAUAUAGAAAGUAUGUAUCGAAAAACGAAAUAUGCGUUCACAAGGGGGUUUCACAACAGUGCAAUUAAGAGGGGUAAAAUAGCAGAUAUUACAGCGCGCCAUCAAGAAAAGAAAUGCAUUUGCAGGGGAGUGCAAAAGCAUUUUUCCAUUGCGUGACAUUCACAUAAAAACAGGAAAUCAAUGAUGAAACACAACAGGGACUUUCCGGAGGAAUGAGUCAUCAGAUUACUAUUGUCCUUAAGUCAUGUGAAAGUCUCGUGAGAUCCUGUGAUGUUUACAAAUAUACAUUAAAAGCUGAUUUUAAGGAAAGAUUACCAGUGAAGCUUGUUGAUAAAGUCUGUCAGCUUAGUUAGUCUGUGAACUUUGAGGGUAGGUUUUUGGAUCUAAAAAAAUCUCAUAUAAUGUUAUUGAAUAAUGAAUUGUAAUUCUGAAAUUCAUGACACACUAGAUGAAUUAAAUUAUAAGUCAUAUAACGUAGCGUCCGACGUUACUGUAUAUCGGCGUCAUGUAUCUUUUUAGACGCAGGAUUUUGAUCGUUGACAAGAUUAACUAUAUCCAUUCUAGCCUUCUCAUUGAAAUUGAUGACAUCAUUGUAAACCGUGUAUAUCUCAUCCCAAACACUUGUUGAGACAUUAUUGUGAUACCCUCUAACACCAUAUACAACAAAAAAAUUUGUAAGUCUUGCUUAUAACUGAUGCCACUUUAAUUUUUGAGAGUCAUGUCGAUAGAGAGAUAAUUAGGAGUCACGUUAUUGUAUUUAUGAAGAUGAAUUAUACUUUGGCUGUGAUCACUAACUCGGUUUUGGUUGGUGUUCUUGAAACGGUCUCAAUACUUGUUGCUGGUAUUUGGACUCAGUGUUGAAUGGUCGAUUAAUGCUGAAGGAAAAUAUAAUUAAAAAACGACAGUAUAUUCUUUGGUUGAAAGAGGGUACAUAUUCAGACCUACACGACUGCAAUAAAACCCUUUGCUUGAAUCAAGAUGAAAGGUUCGUCUACGAGUCGAUCCGGCUUUUUAACCAGUAAUUCUUCCAGCCAGGAAAGUGCCCGUCUCAGUCAGAGAGAAAUUCAAGGCUUAACUUCAGAGGUUGCAGGAUCUCGAGGUCAUUGUUCUCGUCGAUGAACCUACCAAAUGGGUCAGCCAGUUUAAGAAACGCAAGACACCCUUUCAAGAGCGUUUCUCCCAGCCGCUUAGCACGACGAGUCAGAGUUUGAAACCAUUAAGUAUCUUCCGGUAUCGGAAGAAAGGCUCCAGCAGAUUUAGCGAUACACUGAAGAGGACGAGUCUCUUCAAGUGUUAAAGGCCGUGAUCCAGAAAGGCUGGCCGGAGCAUAAGAGUAACGUACCCAGUAUUGUGAAUAUGAAAGCAAUCUUCGCAGUAAUGAACACUACUUGAGCAUUAGUGAAAAUAAGGCUUAAAAAAAUUUAGGCCUAUACGAGUUUUGAACAGUUGUUUCACUGUUUGAUUAACCCACUGUUUUUUAUUUGGAACCAACAUAACUGGUUACUGGUGAAACCCCCCUGUGGACACAUAUUUCGUUUUCGAGACAUGCUCACUUUUUAUAUGAAAAAAUGGCGUGAGAAAUCGCCUUGACAGCGCCAGUAGUGCUACCGAGCAUGACAUAUUUCCAUUUACCUGAGACAUAGGAAAACAAACUGGGUUUGCUUUUUGUAUACAUGAUUAAACUUUUCAAUUAUUGGAUAAUAAGGCAUUUUCAACUGAUUUGACACUUUGAAUUGUCCACCAUAAAAAGAUUUGUUAAAUGAUGUUUACCGUAGUAUUCUCUCUUCGCUAGUAAAGAUUCAAAAUCUCUGUUCUAGUUGGUCGGAGCUGAAGGUUUAUCAAUAUUCAUUUUGCUCGUCGUGGAUGCUAAGUUAUAUGUGUGUUUCAUGAUCGAAAUUUUAGGAAUUUCCUUUCACGAGUUUGUGUUGAGAGUAUUUUGUGGGGCUGUUUACUUUGUUGUUUGAUUAACCCACCAUUGUUUUCUGUACAAUGCAAUUUUUUUUAAUAAGGAAACGUGUGAUUCACUUUUAUUUUUUAGGUGCCACAAACAUAAAAGGUCUAAGUGUCAGACAAGAUGAUAUCGUUGUCAGCAUUGACGUUCAUGAGGCUUGUGUUGUACUAUUCUGGUAGGUGUCAGCUGAAUUUCGAGGGGAUAUUCACUAAGCCAUAACCAGUUGGAAAAAAGCUUAUUAUAAGAAACAACUUUUCAAAUUGAAAGGGAUCCUCUUAUAGAUAUUUGGCGAAUUCGACAGAGUUACGUGUACAGAGAGCAACAUUUGAUGAUAUUUGUAAAAGAUACAUAUACCGCUUGUAUAUAUAUAUACACUACGAUACAUCAAGUAUACACUUAAAAGCUGAAUAGUUUUCAAAAUUACGCAAUCACUAUUAUCAUGGAAUUUUUAUCUUAAAGUAUUUCUGAUUAAAUCGUGGCCCUUCUCCAGAUAAUUUCUAUAUUUCCCUGCCUUGCGAAGAAGGGGAGCUGCCACAUCUCCCCUCUAAACCACCCCGUGGCCAGGGCUUGUAACAAGGGGUUACUACAGGGAGACUGACGAGAGCGAUCAAAUGACCAAUAAAAACACUUGCUGGCUUUAGAGAGAACGGGUAAUACCAAUGCUGCAACUAGCAAGCUGCCAGCGGGCAGCCAGCUACCACACAAGGCAAAGAUAAUUCUCCCUCUGGCCUUUGAUAGACGAAAUUGAGUCGUAAGUAUUUGCUCAUCGACUGAAAAACCUGCAUUCAAUUUAACAGAUGUUCGCAUCCGUUUAACUGGUUCCAACGUGACAUACGCUGGACGUGUUGAAAUUUUUUCGUAUGGAGUCUGGGGACGUAUCGAUGGAUCUUUGUCUUGGGAUAGAACAGAGGCUGAAGUGGUAUGCAGGCAGCUUGGUUUCCCAGGUAUCGUCACGGCCUUGAAAUAUUCACCGUUUGGAGAAGGGUCUGGACCAGUCCUGAUGUCUUACGUACGUUGCACAGGAAGUGAGAAGACUUUACAACAGUGUCAGUACCGAAACUGGCUUGAGAGUGAUGUCUAUGAAAACAGAGAAGUGGGAGUGAUAUGCAAGACCCAUGAGCUUGAUACUGAUGUCCGCGGUAAGUAUCUGAAUUUAAAUUUCAAGGCAUCCAGAGAGGAUUUCAUGCUUGCUUUGGGUCAUUUUUUGCACAUGCUUUUUUAGUGAUAAAAAGUGUACAAUAUAAGAAAGUCAAGCAAACUUCAUGAAUUAAAAAUCCUAAGUGUUAAGAUGUUGGUGAGUUUGGUCGUGGAUAAUAUCGUACUCGGGUCAUUUUAUACCACUGAGCUGAUGCAUUGGCGACUAGUGUUGGUCAUAGGUUUUAAAUGAAGCAUUCGAGGAAAUUGCUUUGCCCGGCCACUCCUUUGAUAGUGUUGGAGAUCUGAGUCCAAUCUUUAACAUUUCCUACGGACUAUCAACACAAAUGAAAUUUAUCUUCUUCUGACUCGUGGAUGCAAACGAAUUUUCACAGACAGACUGUGGUUGAAGAAAUUUCAGAAAAAGUUGGAAAAAAUAUCAAGCAAUAUGGAAGAGAUUCGAACCCUGUACUCCCAUACAGUUAAGUUUGUAUAGCGGAAGACGUCACAACUACUUUUAUCAAACUAUGUGCCGAUUAGGAUUGGCAGCGUGCCUGUGGCCGAUCAAAAUUGAGUUAGUGACAAUAAUGCAAAAUAACAGCUCUUUCCAAAUGUUUUGAGCGCUGAGACGGAAACAGUUAAUGCAAGAUCUAAAGCGCUCGCCAGCUAUUUUUUGUGUCAUUUGUAUUCACUUAUUUCGUCCUGUAUUUUUUCAUACCUCUCCGUUAGUGUUUUUUGUUAAGUUUGAUAACGUUUUCUUCGUCAAUUAUGCCUUCUUGCACGUUUCUCAUACGGCACGUUAUUUCGCAGUCCUCAUGUAUUUAAAGCCAGAUUCUUUUACGCCAAAGUACCUCAAAGACUGGACAUUACUAUAUAAGAAUAUGACACCAGAUUAUUUCUGUGAGGUGGGUUGUGCAUUUCGAAUUCGCUAUUUUUGGGACUCUGCUCCCAGACUAUAAGAGGUCUACACUUUCCAAGCGUUGGUCUUUUGUUCUAGCAACACUCAAAACGGCACUUUUAAAAAUUGGUCGGCCAAGGCGGUUUAUCAGUCUUAAUCAUUUAAAAAUUAUUGAGGUAACCAACUAAUUGAUUCCCUUGCAAGAAAACUGAUAGCCUUGUUCAUUUUAUUUUCUCGAGAUACAUUGUUGUUUUAUUUAUUCGUUUUAGAUAUUUCAAUUCGCCUUCAGGGAUCCUCAAUUCCUAAUGCUGGUCGAGUAGAAGUGAUGUACGCAGGAAUUUGGGGAGCAAUCAGUAGAACCAACUGGGAUAUAAACGACGCCACAGUGGUGUGUCGCCAGCUUGGUUACCAAGCUGGUGCAGAAGUAGCUUUAGCAAACGGUGUUUAUGGACCGGUCAGCGGUCCUGUGUGGAUUACUAAUCUUCGAUGCUCUGGAAGUGAAGCUGACGUAAUGAGCUGCUUUCAUGAUGGGAUUGGUAACAAGUCUGAAUCACAAAAUACAAGGAGCGUUGCUAGUGUCAUAUGCAAGAAUUUGUUCCACGCGAAUGGUGAGCGUUUUGUAGCUUCGUUUCAUUUUUUAAGAUACCCUGAAUAGCUUUGUUAGGUUUAUGCGCUGUUAACGUAUACAAAUUGCCCUAACAAUGCUUUUCAAGCUUACUUAACAUAACUUGUUUACAGCAUAAAAGUCGAGGUCUGUGAACAAAACUUUUGGUAGACUUCUUCUACUAACGGCGGAUAGGCGUUUUGAGAGCUCUAAUCGGGCACGGAAACCCUAAACUUGAAGGUUGCCUCUCGAUAUACUGGUGCUGAAAAAUUUGUUUCUAUGAUUUUAUACCGAUACAAUUUGAAUUGAUUAGUUAUAACUAAUGUCAGUGGGCCAAAUUCCCACAAUAAGUUUCGCCCUUGGAGUUCCUUAGACUCUUAUGCAAAUAUGCCGGCAGCCAUUUAAGCUUUGAAGCCUCACGUGAUCCCUAAUUGUAUGCCAAUGAGAGAUAGAGUUUUAAAAUCAAGCGAGACUUUCCUUUACGCUUAUUAUUUGCCGUGACAUUCCCAUUCCAAAGAUAGAAUCUCAAUCGACAUUGACUUAGAGUAAAGUUUGAUUUUAUGAUUGUACGGGACACCUCAGUAUGACUGGAUCGACAACUCCCUAAAAUGGAUACCAGGAGUUGCUCUUUGCCCUGUAUAAAAUAUUUCAAUUAACCUGUUUUCUUAAUGAUAUUAUCUCUCCCACAAAUAAAGGACAGACAGCUUUUCACUCUCUGCAAGAGAAAUGCCAACCAAAGAUGAUGGUAUAUGUAACGUGCCAACCUUCAAAUAAGGGCGACUAUACUUCACGGUCAAUAUAACUUUUCUUAUUUCAUUCGUUUACACCUAGAAAUGCCAGUUAGGUUACGGGGAUCUACUUCACCAAAUAUGGGACGAGUGGAGGUUUAUUACGCAGGAAUUUGGGGUUCAAUUUAUAGCUCCAACUGGGAUAUCAAAGACGCUACGGUUGUCUGCAAGCAGCUAGGAUACACCACAGCAUUACUGGCAGGAAGUCGAUUAUUUUGCUCUGUUACUGUGCCAUUUUUUUUUCGAGACUUCAGGUGUCAUGGAAAUGAAUCAGCGAUAGGUCGAUGUGCUCGGGAUUUCUUUGACUCCACCUGGUCAAGUUCUUACUGUGCAAAUGUUUUGUGCAGCGAUAGCACGGCUGACUCAGGUGAAUAAUAAUUUUGCACACACUCAUAUAGGGAUGUAAAAUUAACACUAGAAAAAUGCAUCUAUGGAAAUAAGAUAUUUAUACUUCGUAUUGUAAGCCCUGUGGCGUAUACUCUGUACCUUUGUGAUGUCGUUGUCUGAAGGAAUAUGAAGUCACUCCACUCAUGAGUCGAGACGUUGCGAGCGCAUGCCGUUAGUCCUCCUCAAGCAGUGAUAUUUAUGGUGCAUUUGGAUGAAAUGUUCCAUCAGGAAUACGCUGUUGCACGGCUUUCCCACUGCUGUAUUUUUUUACGUCAAAAAAUUCCUCCCUCCGCAGAGAUUUCUACCCCACCGUCCUUGUUAAUGCUGUUAGGGUGAAGUCUUAUGUGCAUGCCAUCUUUCCUUCUGCAUUAGAAACAAUUUUGAUCAAGAUAAAAAAGAUUUUACGUUGUUCCAGAGCUAACAGGAUCUCUUGUCAGAGCAGUUCAGUUUACAGUACCGAGACCGGAGGACCUGCACAAGAGUAAAUCAAAGAGCAUGACAGAGAUCUCCAACUCGUUAAGACACUAACCUCCGCCGUUUCAUAGCACCACCACAGCACCAACGUUUCCCCCUCUAGAACAAAGUAAAGUUUAUUUAACAUGACCCCUAUCAACACCGACAGUUAAAUAUAUUUUUUACAUCUCUUUAAGGAUUUGAUGUAAGGCUUACAAAUUCAGCUGUUAGGCACGCUGGUAGAGUAGAGCUUCGAAUUCAUGGGAUUUGGGGGACUCUUAAGUUGGUUCCAUGGUCAUGGUAUUACCACUAUUACAAUUUCCGUUUUGCUGGAGUGAUAUGCAGACAGUUAAACUUCUCUGACAGUAUCCUUGCAGUUAGCUGGGCUGCGUUUGGACCGGGAACAGGCCCUCAUUGGUAUGACACCAGGGAUAUACAAUGCCUUGGAGACGAGAGUAGUUUGCAAAAUUGCACUUAUCACAACCAGCCUCAAUUAAGGACUGGAGAUCAUGACUAUGAUCUCAGUGUUAUUUGCAAACCAAAUAAUGCACAAGCCAAUGGUGAGUUAUUAACUUAUUUCUGGGCAGUUAUAACAGUUUCGGCUAAAAGCUAACACAAACAAUCAAAUCAUUUGCUGACUCAGGCAUAGAAAAAUUGUUUAAAGGAUAAUGUACAAAAAACUGAAUCCCAGUCCAUGGGUUACCAUGAUGCACUGCCCAAAUCGACUAGCCCUACAAGAUUCUACUUCGGACGAGUAUCAUUGGAGGAAUUGCUUUUGACAUACUUACUUUGCACGCGUGUUCUUUACUUUUAUCCGCAGGGCCUCUUGCCGCUAUUUUGAAUAGUUAUACUAAAUGAACAAACGAUGAACGCAAAAAACGUACACUCAAAUAAAAGACGCCUUCUGGGGACAGGUGGUUUUAUUUUUUCCGCCGUUGCCACGUGACCCGCAAUUUUCUUACAACCGAGCUAUGGAUCACAGCAAAGAGGAGAUCACUGUUCCUCCAUCGACUCCAUAAAAAUUACAAGAUCUAAUUUUUGCUUUCAGAUAUUAAAAGUACUAUUUGAUCUAAUUCAAGACCCCACAGUCGGCUGAAGAAAUUGCAGCAAUAAUGAAAGUAGAAGCAGACGCUACAGCGCACUUAGUGGAAUUGUCAAUCAUUCUCCACUUAUUCGCAAAGAUAAUGUGAAAAUGCAUUGAAAUUGGCAUUAGGAACCAAUUACAAAUAAAUCACAAGCUAAACUUACCGAACGACGCCCCCUCACUGCCUUUCCGAUGUUGUUAUUUACUGAUGUGUCCAGACCAAUAUUGAAAGGGGUAAGGGAGGCAGUAAGUGUUCCAACAAAUGUGUAUGGCAGUGUCGCUCGUUAAAUGUCAUACAGAAAACGUGUCAACCAUAUCACCAAGGAGAUUCAGUAGAUCUAAGAGUUAUAUCCGUCUAGGUAGUCCAUCGAAGUAGUCCAUGGACUGAGCUAUUGGUGUUUUGUUCAUCAACUGACUUGUGCAUAAGAACUAUAAAUAUGAUAUCGUAUCAAAUUUUUCAGGGGUUUGGCUUUUCGAAACCACGAAAGUAUUUCUCAACAUUACCUUAUUCAGGAAAAUCCUGGCUUUCGUUUACUUUCGACACAUUCAAGUAUAUUGCAUAUGCGAACUGUAAACUAGUUUCGUCCACGACGACUUCGUCAGUUGAUACAAUAUUCUAACGAAUGCAUAAUUUCUGCAGCAAUAUACUACACGUAAUCACUCGAUAGCGCGUAUUUAGGAAAGAAAGAAAGAAAGCCCUUAAUAGCAUUGUUUCUUUAAUUUUUUUCUAUCUUUUUCUUCCUUUCUUUCUUCCGUCCUUAUUUUCUCUACUGCUCAAGUAGUGUUCAUUGCUGCUAAGAUCGCUUUCAUAUCGACGUCUUUAUCCGCAGUUCACAAAUAUGAUUUUCAUAUACUCACAGUCAUUUAUUCAUCACUUUAUGGGUUUAUUUGGAACCGACAUAAUGACCAGCUCCCUGUUGGCUUGUCAGUUCAGUUGGUAGAGCGCUGCACCGGUAUCGCAAAGGUCAUGGCUUCAAAUCCCGCACAGGCCUGAAUUUUUUUAAGCCUCAUUUUCACUGCUGCUCAAGUAGCGUUCAUUACUGCGAAGAUCGCUUUGAUUUUCAAGACGUCAUUCCAUUCGUAUUUGGAGUUGAUCAGUUGAGAGAAAAUUGACAACUCCCAAAGCGAAUGGUUAAGAACAUAAGAAGAGAAAAAGGAAAAAGGCGAAAAAAUGAUUUUCUGAUUUUCCCUGAAUAAGGUAAUAAAUGUUAUUAAAGUUAUUGAAAUUGUGCGUGAAGAUUUUUGCAUUCAUUUCCCUAAACAAUUGUUAUUGGCUUCUAGGAACCCUUCUUUGAAGGAGGAUACUUCACAAGAAGUUUUGUUUGUAGGCUUAUUUUUGCAUCUUAGCCAAAAUGGCUUUGAAAUUCCGACUUUAUAAGGGAAGAUUAAAGCUGAAAUGAUUAAAAGUAUCCUUGAUUUCAACAAUGUUUUUCAGAUUUCAAGGUUCGCUUGACGGGAUCCAAUCUAACUUUUGCCGGUACAAUCGAGGUGAUGUAUUAUGGAGUCUGGGGAGGAGUAUUUGGCCGUGGUUCUAUUGAUAUUAAUGCAGGCCAUGUGGUGUGUCGUCAGCUGGGAUAUCCAGGCGCUGAUAAAAUUUUCCGAUACACAGCUUUCGAACGAUUAAAGGUCCAUUGUGGAUAUGGAGGAUACAUUGUAAUGGGAAUGAAUCGAACAUCUCAGACUGUGUAG